ACGAGUUAUUAUCUAAAAAAGGAACUGUUUUGUGCUUCAUUACAAGCGUUUGGUGUUUUGCUUUCUUUGUAACUGUUCAUGAAGGUCAAUAACUGAAUUGAUUCUUCUCGCAUUGUAACGGUUUACUACUUUUUGUGAAAUUGUGCAAACUCUUCUAUUGCUUUACUAUUUAAACGGGUUAUGGACUGUCUAUGGAUGAUCUGAUAGCUUCUUUUGCGGCAGGCAACCACAGCCAAAGAGACAAUACUUGGUCUGAUAUUACUCCUUUUCCUUCGGCUUCAGCUACGGAAGAUCUGAUUUCAAAGCUUGCUGCUUCGGAAAUCUAUAGUUGGAAAGAUAAUGCUGUUCAGCUAGAUCCUUUUAAUCUUGAUGAUCUAAGCUGUCAACUAGACGACCUUUAUGGUCGUCAAAUUCCACCGAAAAGAAUUUCCAUGGCUUCCAAAAACUAUGUUGGAAUCACCUCUACUUCUGAAUCUGUUUUUCAUAAGUUACUUCGGUUGGAUUUUCCUGAGCAUGGCUUACCGGAACUGAGACAUGGUACCAUUAAUAAAUUGCUUCGUGAGCAUAUGUCCUUUUGGAAUCAAGAGAGGACAAACGUUCAUCGAAAAAGUGGUGCAGUAUUUUGCUGGUCUACUUCAUAUAAGAAACAAAAGUCCAAAGAACGAAUUCUCCUUAGCAGUCCUCCCUCUAAGUCGUCUGGUUUAGAGUCUCCACGAAACAACAAUGUUUUAUUGUCGUCAAAUAUACAACAGUCUCCCUCAAAAAUAAGUGAGUCUCCGUACAAACCUACUUUGAACGACAAAGACAUGCCGAGGGUCGAUCGACAAUUGUCCGUGCACUGUCAAUCAACGUUCGGACAUUCCUCUUCAAAAAAUGAGGAUGUUAACGUCCCUCUUCCGGACACACCCCCAAUUGCUUCUGAUAAUCAAAUGAAAAUCACUAAACCAAACAAUACUGAAGCUUUUGAAGCAUAUUCACCGUCAAGUAACCCCGAGGUGGAAACGCCCGAACCACAAGACAAAAAUCAGGCGAUUGCUGAGAAUAUCGAACUAUCACCUUCAAGGCAAGACCCAACGCAAAUUACGAGAAAUAGCAUCAUAAGGAAAAAUUCAGAUAAACUGGAUGAAGGGAAUUCCAUGCCUUCGACGGAAUGGGGUGAUUGGAUGAGUGCAAAAACCGACUCGUCAAGAAAUUUUGAAAGUCGUCAGAGCGAUUUACUAGUUCUUUCUUCCAACAGCCAAUCCGAAAAUAAAGGUGGUUUGUCUGAAAAAAGCUCUGAGCAUGCACCAUCCUUACUGUAGCUUUUCUUUUUCAGAGUCAUCAAAGUAAUGGCCGCUAUUUCCAUACUUUCAUGAGUUUAGAAUUAGAAUUUGUUAAACAUAUAUGAUUAUUUAAUAGCUAUAUCCAUAUUUAUUGAAAUAGAUUCAAAAACAUUGCGGAUCCUUCCUUUCUAUGACAAUUGUAUUGCGUCUUCGUACAGC
This is a messenger RNA of Schizosaccharomyces octosporus yFS286, 1481 nucleotides long. RefSeq lists its product as uncharacterized. The record is from RefSeq and is a predicted model, not a curated record. Bases 192 to 1301 code for a protein of 369 amino acids. The transcript has a single exon. Lineage: Eukaryota; Fungi; Ascomycota; Schizosaccharomycetes; Schizosaccharomycetales; Schizosaccharomycetaceae.